Messenger RNA from Psammomys obesus (fat sand rat), 1178 nucleotides. Its product is annotated as H-2 class II histocompatibility antigen, E-U alpha chain. The coding region runs from base 52 to 822 and encodes 256 amino acids. Gene Ontology annotation, molecular function: MHC class II protein complex binding. Gene Ontology annotation, biological process: peptide antigen assembly with MHC class II protein complex; antigen processing and presentation of exogenous peptide antigen via MHC class II; immune response. NCBI's taxonomy places the organism in Eukaryota, Metazoa, Chordata, Mammalia, Rodentia, Muridae. The transcript is spliced from 5 exons. The record is from RefSeq and is a predicted model, not a curated record. Gene Ontology annotation, cellular component: membrane; MHC class II protein complex.
UCUGCCUCAGUCUGUGCUCUCUUCUGACCCCACCGAACACCCAGGAAGAAAAUGGCCACAUCUGGGGUCCUGGUGCUAAGAUGUCUCUUCAUGGCUGUCCUGAUGAGCUCCCAGAAGUCAUGGGCGAUCAAAGAGAAACACACCAUCAUCCAGGCGGAGUUCUACCUUUCCCCGGACAUGAAAGGAGAGUACAUGUUUGACUUUGACGGUGACGAGAUUUUCCAUGUGGAUAUUGAUAAGUCACAGACCAUCUGGAGACUUGAAGAAUUUGGGCAGUUCGCCAGCUUUGAGGCUCAGGGUGCCCUGGCCAACAUAGCUGUGGACAAAGCUAACCUGGAGAUCAUGAUGAAGCGCUCCAACAACACUCCCGAUAUCAAUGUGCCCCCUGAGGUGAGCGUGCUGCCCAGAGACCCGGUGAACCUGGGGGAGCCCAACAUCCUCAUCUGCUUCGUCGACAAGUUCUCCCCUCCGGCCGUCAACGUCACCUGGCUUCGCAACGGACAGCCCGUCACCACAGGCGUGUCAGAGACCGUGUUCCUCCCGAGGGAGGACCACCUCUUCCGCAAAUUCUUCUAUCUGCCCUUCCUGCCCUCCACGGAGGAUUUCUUUGACUGUCAGGUGGACCACUGGGGUCUGGACGAGCCUCUGCUCAAGCACUGGGACUUCGAAGAGCAAACCCUCCUCCCAGAAACUAAGGAGAAUGUGUUGUGCGCUCUCGGGCUGUUCGUGGGUCUGGUGGGCAUCGUGGCCGGCGUUGUCCUCACCAUCAAGGGGAGGCAGAAGCGCAAGGCCACAGAGCGCCGCCACCAAGGAGGCCUGUGAGACUCUAGAGGCGACGGCUUCAGUGAAAGCUCUGUGAAGACACUUGCUGUGACAGAACCUGAGGCCCCUUUUCUCAGUUGUUCAUCACAGUGGAGACCACACCUGCAGUUUCCCGCCUUAAGCCCCAAGAAUGGCGCCGGGUUCCCUUGUCUAAUGUCCAGCUGUGUCCCCUUCCUGUCCCUACUUUCUAUUCCCGUCAUUUAUAUUCACCAUGUAAUUCCUCUGUUACGAGUAUCACAGAGCUCUGCCUGUGCCGUGGGGUUUCUGAGCACAGAGCCAUCUCUGUUCACGUAUGUCUCACUGUUUCUCCACACUGUGCUUUUUUUUUCUACAAAUAAUAAACAUCUUGGAUGGGU